UAACAACUAUUAAAACUUUAAUAAUCUAUAAAUAAAUUCAUUUUUUACGUUAAAAAUGACUUUGGAGAAAAUUUAUAAAUCACGAAAGUUUCCAACUUUCGUAUUAAUAAUCUAAAAUCAACGCUUACAUUCAAAAAGGAAGAAUAUACUUUAUGCGGUAAAAUUUAUCGUCAUAAAAUCGUCAAAACCGGAAAAGAUUAGUCAUUUGUGGCUUAGAAAAUCAAUGGAAGAUCCUAAUCAUGGGAUACAUAAUAAAGGCGCAGCUAAAUACGGAAAAAAAUUCUCACCAUAGAAAACCGUAUUUUUUUCCCAAACAUUUUCUUAAAAAAGGAUGAGAGGAUAUUCACUAGAACAAGAUUUAAAAUUAUUAAUAAAUAAUUCAAAGUAUAGCGAUUUAGAAAUUUUAUGUGAAGAUGGAAAGAAAUUACACGCUUGUAGAGCAAUUUUAGCAGCAAGGUCCGAAGUAUUUGAUGGUUUACUUUAUAAUGGAAUGAAGGAAACUUAUGAAAACCUGAUUUCUUUUCCAAAAAUUAAUUCAGCUGGAAUGGAGAUUAUAUUAGAAUAUAUUUAUACUGGAUCAGUUAAAAAAAAAUCUUUUACAAGAGAUAAUAUAAUUGAAGCUUUGUAUGCUUCAGAUUUUUUUCAAUUAACAGAACUUCAUGAUUUUAUUAUGAAAACAAUUAAGAAUUCUAAUUUCGUAAAAAAUUAUUCACCAGAAUUAUUAUCAAAAGUUGUAAAUAUAAUGCCAUUAUCAGAAGAUAAUAUUUUUCUAAAUUUACUGGUUGAAGCUGUAGCGGCUAUUCCAUUAAAUACUAUUGAAUUUAAUCGAUUAUCUAUUGCGGCAUUACAGUAUCUUUUAUUUCGUACACAUGAAAAAGAAACAACAUUUGCAACCUCAGAAUAUGAAGUUUUUCGAUAUUGUGCUAUUCUUACAGCAAAACAAGUUUCCAAUGAUGCAUACAAAACUCUUAUGGAAUGGUUGCCAACCUUAGAACAGAUAGAAAAUUCAGUCCAUAAAAUCGACAACAAAUCCAUUAUUGAUCAUCAAAAAGUUGCUAAAGAAUUGGAACCUUUAAUUAAAUUUAUUGAUUUUAGACUAAUUAAGACUCACAUAUUAGCUGAUUUUAUUGAACCACUAGGAAUUGUUCCGACCGAAUUGGUUUUAAGUGUUUAUAGACAUAAAGCUCUAUUGAAUAAUUCAGACUUAAAUGAUAAUCGAGGAAUAUCAUUUUAUAGAUUUAAUGAAUCUCUUCUUGCCUGGGAUGAAUCGGCGUGUGGAUCAAGCCUUAUUAUUGAGGGUAAUGGAAAAGUUGUACGUUCAUUGGAUGCUCUUAAAUUCAAUAGCCAAAGUGUUAGUGCUAAAGUAAUAUUAAAAGAUAAAAGAAUCUUCGAAUGGGAUGUCAUUAUCGAAAAUGAUUGUGGUUAUUCUUGGGUUGGAAUAUGUUCAUCAGAAAAUUUUGAUUAUGAAUCCUGGACAGGAAAACAAUCUACUAGUUGGAUAUUAGGUUCCAGUGGUAAUUGUUAUAAUUCUGAUAAUAAAUCAAUAGGAUAUUGUCCGCCAUUUGGAGAUGGUACAAAAAUUACUGUUCAUUUAAAUAUGAUUAAAAGAACCUGUGCUUUUACAGUUAAUGGUACAAAAUAUCCGGAGGUACCAGAAUGGAAUAAUUUACCAUCAAAACUUUAUCCGGUAGUAUCAUUAAAAUUUCCAGGUCGUUUACGAAUUCAAUCUCAUCAAAAAAUUUGAUUUAUACACAUGUAUUGAAAUAUCUUUGGAAUUGUUGUGUUUAUUUAUUUAAACAAUUAAUUCGCAGAACGUACUGUAAGAAAUUUUACAAUGGGAUUUAUAAAUAAAAUUAUUUAUUUAUUUUUCUUGCUAAAUUAAGACUUCAAGAAAUUUAAAAUCAUGAAUAAGUUUCUACCAUCUUUCGUUUUAAUAAUUUAAAAUCAACGCUUACAUUCAAAAGGAAAAUAUACUGUAUACGGUAAAAUUUGUCGCCGUAAAAUCGUCAAAGUUUAUUGAAAAAAAAAAAUUUUACAAAACGAUAAGAGGAUU
Messenger RNA from Rhizophagus irregularis DAOM 181602=DAOM 197198, 2053 nucleotides. RefSeq lists its product as uncharacterized. Lineage: Eukaryota; Fungi; Glomeromycota; Glomeromycetes; Glomerales; Glomeraceae. Gene Ontology annotation, cellular component: cytoplasm. The record is from RefSeq and is a predicted model, not a curated record. Gene Ontology annotation, molecular function: protein binding. Gene Ontology annotation, biological process: modulation of chemical synaptic transmission; circadian behavior; adult locomotory behavior.